AGCUCGGCCUUUGGGGUGGGGCCGAUCCAGAGCGAAGGUAACAAAGGGCGGCCGGCGGCGGGCAGCUGUUUGCGCGUCUUUUACUGCUCUCCUCUGCUGGGGCGUUCUUGCCUCCCUCCCGCCCUGCUCCAGAUGAAGUGUGAGCACUGCACGCGGAAGGAAUGUAGUAAAAAGACAAAAACCGAUGAGGAGGAGAAUGUGUCAGCUGAGGCACGAAGUCUGGCCCAGGAGUCUUGUGAGAAGGGAGAAUUCCAUAAAUUAGCUGAUGCCAAGAUACUAUUGAGUGACUGCCUAGCAUGUGACAGCUGCGUAACUGCCGAGGAAGGAGCCCAGCUUUCUCAGCAAAAUGCCAAAGACCUCUUCCGGGUCCUGAACCUUAAUAAGAAAUGUGAUACCUCAAAGCACAAAGUGCUGGUCGUGUCUGUAUGUCCCCAGUCUUUGCCUUAUUUUGCUGCUAAGUUGAACCUCAGUGUCACUGAUGCAUCCAGACGACUGUGUGGCUUCCUAAAGAGCCUUGGGGUGCACUAUGUGUUUGAUAUGGCGAUAGCUGCGGAUUUCAGCAUCCUGGAGAGUCAGAGAGAAUUCGUGCGUCGAUACCAUCAGCACAGCGACGAGCAGCGCGCAUUGCCUAUGCUGACCUCCGCCUGCCCUGGCUGGGUCCGAUAUGCUGAACGGGUGCUGGGCCGCCCUGUCACCCCCCAUCUGUGUACCGCCAAGUCCCCACAACAAGUCAUGGGCUCCUUAGUGAAGGAUUACUUCGCCAAACAGCAGAACCUUCCUCCAGAGAAGAUUUUCCAUGUCGUCGUGGCCCCUUGCUACGAUAGGAAGCUGGAGGCUCUUCAGGAGGGAUUCUCCACUGCUGCGCCUGGUGCCCGAGGUACUGACUGCGUGUUGACAUCAGGUGAGGUCGCUCAGAUAAUGGACCAGAGUGGACUCUCAGUGAAGGACGCUGCUGUGGACACUCUGUUCGGAGAUGAGGAGGUCGCAAUGAGGCGCCAUGAUGGAGCUGGCUCUGAUGGGCACCUGGCACAUGUCUUCCGACAUGCGGCCAAGGAGCUGUUCAACGAGCGCGUGGAGGAGAUCACCUACUGCCCCCUGAGAAACAAAGAUUUCCAGGAGGUCACCCUCGAAAAGAAUGGAGAGGUUCUCUUGCGUUUUGCUGCGGCAUACGGGUUUCGGAACGUCCAGAACCUGGUCCUGAAGCUCAGAAAGGGCAAGUUCCCGUACCAUUUUGUAGAGGUCCUUGCGUGUCCUGGAGGAUGUUUAAACGGCAGAGGCCAAGCACAGACCAAGGAUGGACACAUGGACAAGUCCCUGCUGCGCCAGAUGGAGGGCAUCUAUGCAGACAUCCCUGUGCAGCCGCCCGAGUCCAGCACACACGUGCAAGAGCUGUACCAGGAGUGGCUGGAGGGCACUGACUCACUCCGAGCCCAUGAGACCCUGCACACCACCUUCCAGAGCCCCGAGUUCUGCAGUGCUGGCCUGGACAUGAAGUGGUGAAGGGAGCAGGCUGCAUGGAGGACAGCUUGCUGAUGAGGUGCGGCCCUCCAUGGAGACCCCUGCUGGCUGCUCCGGAUUGCCAGUUCCCUGCUCCCGACAGCUGGGGUGUGUGGUGCUAUCUUCAUCACGAAUGUGUGGAGUAGAGUUUCUCACGGGAGAACCUCCCAGGCUAAGUGUCCCUACAUCGUAAGAUUGUGAGAAAAAUCCCAAAGAGCAGCAGCAGAGACAGACUACCCUCUGCUAGAUUUUAAAACCUCAGAGCAUCCCCAGAGGGGCUGGGGCGUUGGGGUGGCUGGGCUGACUCUUCAGCUCCGCGCUGGAGAAAUGCGGCAGCAGGGCUGUGCCACGGUGCCGGAGACACUGCUGGCCUCUGGGCUGGGUCUUUUGGGGUAAGCGCUUACUCCCACUCCAGCCUAGGCGGCUCUCAUUUUCACUCCUACAGUUUGAAAAUCAUUGUAAGUUGGUGACAGUGAGCCUCGGGAACCCACAGUCACUCCCCACCACCCUACCACACCCAGCCAGGGCAGCCUCCUGUGGGCGCUGGGGUUUUGGGCCUCAGGCCGACCCUGGGCACCCAGGCUUUGAGUUGCACUCACCUGAGCUCAUGGCAUGGACAAGGCCUGACGAGAGCCACUGAUGUCACAAGCAGACUAGAGAACUGAGGGGUGCCCAUUGGAGCCACAUGGCCAAGAGGACCCCAGCUCCUUAGCCUUGCCGUAGCUUGGGAGAAGGAAAGCAGGGCCCUACGUGACUGGAGGACGGCUUCUCCACACGACCUUUCCCUAGACAGGGUUUCUCUCCUCAGCAGGUCUGCUGGGUCUGGCACCGCCCUUGUGUCCUGAUGGCACCCCUCAGCCCACUACCCUGCUGGUGUGAGCUCACCCUGCAAGGAAGCAGUGUAUCUGCCAGCAAAAUUGGCUGCCUAGGACACAAGGCACAGGGCCCUGUGCUGCCUUGGGCUCAGGCGAAUCUGGGCUACAAGUGCCUGAGGACGGGGGCACUAGGGUCUGUCACUACGUGGUGGCCUUCAUCUCUGUCGUGUACCUGUUUGGAUGGUAACUGGACGUGUGUUCCACUGCUUUUUUUGUUUUUGUUUCUUGCUCUCAAUCUAUAUAUAGUUGGGUGUUAAUCCCCAAAGCAACUGAUAUGAAAUAAACAGCUGAAGAGAGUGGA
Molecule: messenger RNA, 2673 nt
Organism: Cavia porcellus (domestic guinea pig)
Lineage: Eukaryota; Metazoa; Chordata; Mammalia; Rodentia; Caviidae
Gene: Narf
Product: nuclear prelamin A recognition factor
Exons: 11
Coding region: 133-1500 (455 amino acids)
Cellular component (GO): lamin filament
Molecular function (GO): lamin binding
Source: RefSeq, a predicted model, not a curated record